Messenger RNA from Coregonus sp. 'balchen', 2455 nucleotides. The record is from the annotation of a GenBank genome assembly. Lineage: Eukaryota; Metazoa; Chordata; Actinopteri; Salmoniformes; Salmonidae.
AUGAAACACAAACUCCUCCUGUCCAGACCCUUCUUUCAGAGUUCCCGCUUUUUAGGCUGGCAUUCCUACUGGGUGAUCCUUCAAGAUGGAGUUCUGUCCUGGUACUCUAAACAGUAGGUGCUCUCUCUCUUUACUUCCUUAGACACAAAUGUGGCCAUUUUAACCUCUUCCUGAAGUUCUAUGAUUGGUAAAAUAAUUUGAACAGCAGAUAAAGGACACCCUAGACCCCUCAUACUCAAUAGGCAGACUGCAGGCCAGAUCCAGACCCAGAACGUGGUCAAUACAGUCAAUACAAAUCGAAGGAAUGUUACAUUACUAGACCCCUGGUAUCAUAUAAACACACAUAAGACAUGGCAAAAUGUGUAGAAUUGCAGAAAAAGAAAAAAAAACGGCAAAAUGUUCUCUCCACCAACAAGAGGUGUAUGAAUAGUUUGGGGUCACAUGGGUUGCGAGGUGGGGGUUUGUUACUACGCCGAUAAAUGACAAUAUCCAUCCGGACCUUUGCCACCUAGGACAUUUGUGUUACUGGACCUUCUCAAAUAGUAAUAGUAUUUGAGAAGCCCUGCCCUAGACCCACACUAGAUUCUUAUAUCUAGUGUGUCUCUCUCUCUCUGCCUCCUAAGGUUGGAUGCAGCUGCCAAUGUCUGAAGACAAGGUUGUAAGUCUCUAACCCAAGUCCACUGUUUGGUAGGCCAUGAUUGUUCUCUCAUCAGAUUUAACAUGGGGACAGGAUUUACUGGAAUAUUAGGGUAGAAUAUGAAGAAUUCAGUGGAGGCUGCUGAGGGGAGGACGGCUCAUUAUAAUGGCUGGAAUGGAGUCAAUGGAAUGGUAUCAAACACAUCAAAGAUGUGGUUUCCAUGUGGUUGAUACCACUCCAUUGACUCCAUUCCAGCCAUUAGUAUGAGCCAUCCUGCCCUCAGCAGCCUCCGCUGGAGAAAUUAUGUUUUACUAUUUUAUUUUUCAGUCAGAGACAACUGCUUUUUCACCCUCAAGUGCUUCGAUGACAGUGUGCAUCAUUUCAAAGUGCAGUGGUGGAAAAAGUGCCCAAUUUUCCUACUUGCGUAAAAGUAAAGAUACCUUAAUAGAAAAUGACUCAAGUAAAAGUGAAAGUCACCAAGUAAAAUACUACUUGAGUAAAAGACUAAAAGUAUUUGGUUUUAAAUAUACUUAAGUAUCAAAUGUAAAUAUAAUUGCUAAAAUAUACUGAAGUAUCAAAGCUUCUUGUUUUUAUUUUGUUUACUGAUAGCCAGGGGGUGCUUCAACCUCAGACAUCAUUUACAAAUGAAGCAUGGGUUUAGUGAGUCCGCCAGAUCAGAGGCAGUAGGGAUGACCAGGGAUGUUCUCUUGAUUAGACCAUUUUCCUGUCCUGCUAAACAUUCAAAAUGUAAUGAGAACUUUUGGGUGUCAGGUAAAAUGUAUGGAGUAAAAAGUACAUAAUUUUCUUUAGGAAUGUAGUGGAGUAAAAGUAAAAGUAGUCAAAAAUAUAAAUAGUAAAGUACAGAUACCCCCAAAAACUACUUAAGUAGUACUUUCAAGUAUUUUUACUUAAGUACUUUACACCACUGUCAAAGUGUCCCCCGAGAAUGACCCUGAGGCAACAAGAAAAGUGAGAUGUGGUUUGUUUUACUGAAGUAUUAUUGUAUAUCAACAAUAGUGUUUUUCAUUGCUUAUGUUUUUUUCUAUAGCUGUCAUACCUACAAAAGCUAAGGAACAUCCUUUUUUUGUUAGAAAAAAAAAAAAUUUUUUCUGUUAGAAGAAAACACCGACCAGUUGAUGAACAUAGUCUACAUUUGAACAAACCUACAAACUCUAUUUCUAACACACACACACACAACAAACAACGCUAUUCUCAACUUCUCAUUUGCUUCCUGUCAUGAGUCAUGUGAGAGCCCAGUUAUUAACCUAAGAGCAGAACAUGAAGCAGCACAGUACAGUGCAGUACAUCGUGCAGCUCAGAGAGCGUGUGUUCUUCAGAGGUGGCUGGAUGCUGUGGAGGAAUACUGUGCCUACAGCACACACUACCGCUCUCAGGUGCAGUGCAGCGAGGAGGACGAGGAAGAAGUCAUGAGUGUGGGAGAGCUGACGGAAUCACUACAGGUGACAAACCAGUCUACAACCUCUUUACCUUCAUCUGGUAUCGCUCCUCAACCCUCCCCAUCCCCCUGAAUGUUCUCCUUCUGCAAUAGAUUUGUGUAUUCUCUCUUAUUCUUUUACACGUAAUGGGGAAUUUUAAUUUUUUCUCUCUCUCUCUCCCUCCCUCCCUCUCCCUCUUUUUCUCCCUCUCCCUCUCCCUCUCCCUCUCCCUCUCCCCCUCCCUCUCCCUCUCCCUCUCCCUCUCCCUCUCCCUCUCCCUCUCCCUCUCCCCCUCCCCCUCCCUCUCCCUCUCCCUCUCCCUCCUCCUCCCUGGCAGUCAGCUGAAGCUUGUCACCAGAAGCUGGAGAAGGAGGUUGCAUAA